Messenger RNA from Alternaria ethzedia, 1287 nucleotides. RefSeq lists its product as uncharacterized. Lineage: Eukaryota; Fungi; Ascomycota; Dothideomycetes; Pleosporales; Pleosporaceae. The record is from RefSeq and is a predicted model, not a curated record. The transcript has 3 exons. Gene Ontology annotation, molecular function: magnesium ion binding; L-rhamnonate dehydratase activity. The coding region runs from base 1 to 1287 and encodes 428 amino acids. Gene Ontology annotation, biological process: carbohydrate catabolic process.
AUGCCCUCCACCGAAGAAUCUGGCGCAGCGCGCUCCUUCCCGACCAUCAAACACGUGCGAACAUUCAUAACACAGGGCCCCGGCAGCGGCGGAGACUACCAUAAUGUCGCUGGCGGACAUUGGCUCAUCGACAGCAAGAUCUCCACCCCCAUGAGCGGAUAUGAGCAGUACCGAAAGUCAAGAACUAGCUGGGGAAUCAAUGUUCUGGGAUCUUUCUGUGUAGAGCUCGAGGCCAGUGACGGCACCAAGGGUUUCGCUACUGGCUUUGGCGGGCCGCCAGCGUGCUGGCUAGUCGCUGAGCACUUUGAGCGCUUCUUAAUAGGCCAAGAUCCCAGAGACACAAACCACAUGUUCGAGCAAAUGUACCGUGCGUCCAUGUUCUACGGCCGCAAGGGUCUUCCGGUCGCCGUCAUCUCAGUCAUCGAUCUUGCUAUUUGGGAUCUGCUCGGCCACAUCCGCAACGAGCCCGUAUACAAGAUGCUCGGUGGAGCGACCCGGGAAAGGCUCAACUUCUACUGCACUGGUCCCGAGCCAGCGGCGGCAAAGGAAAUGGGCUUUUUCGGCGCCAAGGUACCACUACCAUACGGCCCUGGUGAGGGUGUCGAAGGCUUGAAGAAGAAUGUCGAGUUCCUUACCAAGCAUCGCGAAAGCGUGGGGCCAGACUUUCCCCUCAUGGUCGACUGCUACAUGAGCUUGAACGUACCCUACACCAUCGAAGUGGUCAAGGCCACCGAGCACCUCAACUUGAACUGGUGGGAAGAGUGCUUGUCGCCUGACGACUCAGAUGGCUUUGAGCAGAUCAAGCGCGCUCACCCCCGCAUGAAAUUCACCACUGGCGAACACGAGUACUCACGAUAUGGCUUCAGGAAACUCAUCGAGGGCCGCAACCUGGACAUUCUCCAACCCGAUGUUAUGUGGGUUGGCGGUAUGACUGAGCUUAUCAAGAUCUCGGCCAUGGCUGCUGCCUACGAUAUUCCCGUUGUUCCUCACGCCAGUGGACCAUACUCGUACCAUUUCGUCGUUUCUCAGGCCAACUCGCCUUUCCAGGAGUACCUCGCGAACUCACCGGAUGGCAAGUCUGUGUUGCCCGUGUUCGGCAACCUCUUCACCAACGAGCCAAUUCCCACCAAGGGAUAUCUCGACGUCAAGACUCUCGACCUUCCAGGCUUUGGUCUUAAGCUGAACCCCAACGCCGGCUUGAUCGACGCCACUCGCAUACUGAACCCAGCGCCGCAGAAAGCGCUCAAGCCUGCUGAGCCUGAGAAGGCGGAGGUCAACGGACAUUAG